GUAGUUUUAGGAACGCAUUUGAAAUCUUGUGCAAGAACUGACCAAUUGGCAGUAGCAAAAGGGGGAGGGGCACGAAAGCUUUAGUAGCCGCCAUGUUUUUCUGUGAGUGGGGUGUGUAGAAGAGGCCGGGGUGAAAAUCAUCUCUCGAGGCAUGCAGUGUCAAAAUGGGAAGGAAACUAAACUUGUUAUCCUUCGCUAAGACCUGCCAGCCUCAUUUCCACAAAAUAUCCACCACCUGUGCACAAGAACCAAAUAAUUUUUAAUUGAAGUAACUGAACACUACCACUAAUCGUGGGAAACAUAAAAUAAAACUCAAGAAAUUAUAAGUAACCAAGAGAAGUAAAAGAAUAUUUAUCAAGUUAAUACAUGUCAAGGUGGUGGAUUCAGUAAAAUUGAAACAUUAAAGGACAAUAAUAUAAUACAAUAACUCUAUUGUAAAUAGGAGAGAAGAUGAUCACCCUGGAGGUAGUAGAGUCUGUGAAAGUUCUUGGGUCUAGGAGGAACUUUAAUCAAAGGAAAUGAGGAACCCGGCACUGCAUCUGGUCGGGAUAGCGGCGUCCCCUGGAGGAGGUGAAGUUUUUGGUACAAGGGCCGAGGAGGAGUUGCGUCAGUGGCUAGAGACACGCUUGGACGCAUUGGGAAUAGACCCAAUUGCGUACUCGCGGUUUGUACUCAGCUUACUACGCCGCCCCGACUCGGCCCUAAGUCCUCCAGAAGAAGCUGUAGGUACAGGAAGAUACGGAGGACGUCGUAUACGUGCCCGACCCAAAGCAAAGCUGCCAUCACAAGGAGAUAGAGAACAGAGACGUGCUGUUGUGCAAUGUCUGACAAGUGCUGCCGAUAAUAAAUGUGGAGUAGAAACGCUGGUCGAUGAAUUAUGCAUGAAACUACGAGAUUUGGAAGGUGGUGGCUCAAGCGAGAAAGAAGAAGAAUCCAAAAAAUCUGAUGGUGAAAACAAGGCAAGCCUGGAGUCGCUUACCCCUCGCGACAGAGCCCUCAGAUAUUAUGCAGCAUUUCCUGCUUUGCAACCUACAACUCUGAAAAAAGUUUCUCAAAGAAAGGAGAGAAACUUAGGAAACAAUAACAACAACAAUAAUAACAACAACAACAACAAUAAUAAUAACAACAACAAUAACAACAACAACAACAACAGCAGUAACAAUAAAAUCAACGGGGUUAGCUAUAAUAAUAACAAAAAUAACAAUAAAUCUCGCAAUAAGAAAACCAAAAUGUCCAUUAGCAUCGAACCACGAAGAUCAGAGGAAAAAGAAAGUUUUGGAUUUGUUAAGUCAAUGGAACGCGAAAGAGAAAUGGAACGAGAAUUAGAAUUGGAUCAAUUGAGAUUGGCACAGUUGCAAGCGAAGUUUAAUGAAAGCUUGGAAGCACUUUGGGAUUCAGGACCAGGCAAUGCACAGGACACAGCUUCUAUUUGGGCGGCUCCCACUCUCUCUAUUCCUUCAGGACCCCUUUGGCCGACAGACACUACCGAGACAAUCUUUACUUUAUCCACCUCGGACAAUGGUUACGCUACUGACACACCGUACCAGGAAUCAAUUGUCGACGACUCGCCACUCAUUCCAUGGGAUAUCGACUUGAUCAGCAUCGAGGAUUACGCGGAUGAAUGUAGUAACAAGAAUAAAUCAGAGAACAAUGUUAACUGGUCUGACUCAGCUAUGGAUGGAUCUUGGUGCUGGAAAGGGCUCGGCAGCAAUUUGGCUGCGUUGGGCCACAGUCCUCAGACAGGUAGCUGCUUCUUUCCAGUCGCACCUCGUAAAACACCCAUAGGAACACGCAAAGAAUCUCGUUCAAAUCUGAAGGUGAACAGCCUUCCGGAACCGGACGAGGACUUGCUCACUUCCGCUCGCACACACUUUCGUCCAAUAAAGGAUGACGGUCAGUGGGCCGACGGGACUACAUUUCCUGUGAACAAUACCUUAGAGCGAGUUGCGUAUCGCAGAUCUGAGUCAGGGAACUUGUUAUACCUUCCUGGUGGAGAGAGCCCGUACAUGGAGUAUCGGGAGAGUGACUCGCCGAUUCCGCCGGUAUCGUCGAAUUUAACGUUGAAAUUCAGGGUGCGUCAAUGUGACAAGUGCGUUCAAACCGAGCCCAUUCGAUCUCCGGUCAAACGCAGAAUUCUCUCCGAACAGGAUCAUUUCCAUUAUACUCCAGUCGGAGUAGAAGAUACUGUUAUUCGCGAAGAGGAAAAAGUCAAGAAAGAUUGCUAUGCAUUGGGUCAACUGGGCUGGGUACAAUCUAAUGUACCUCUGCACAAUGAUAGGAAAAGGUAAUCAGCACGAUACUAAGAAAAUUCACAUAGUUGUUGACGGCUAUGUUUUCUUUUAUUUUUUAUUUUUUUCCUUCCUUUCUUUCUUUCUGUACACGCUCUGAACCAUGUCGAUCGGCUAGAUUACCAUUAUUUAAGGAAUGUUCAUCGCCGUUAUCGUUACGUUGUUCCUUUAACGAAAACUGAUCACCUUCAUAGUUCGUUCGGAGGUACGGAGCGUAUUUAUUAGACCAAAGAUCAUUGCCCGAUCAGUCGAAGCAAAAUUUAUGUUUGUUAAUC
Molecule: messenger RNA, 2563 nt
Organism: Nomia melanderi (Alkali bee)
Lineage: Eukaryota; Metazoa; Arthropoda; Insecta; Hymenoptera; Halictidae
Source: RefSeq, a predicted model, not a curated record